Molecule: messenger RNA, 1659 nt
Organism: Bursaphelenchus xylophilus (pine wood nematode)
Lineage: Eukaryota; Metazoa; Nematoda; Chromadorea; Rhabditida; Aphelenchoididae
Source: the annotation of a GenBank genome assembly
AUGGCUAGCAGAGAUUCUAUUGGUGAAGAUGCGUCUUCUCUCAUCGGGAACACACCGAUGAUCUAUUUACGACGAGUCCUGGACCCGGAUUGCAAAGGAAAAGUCGGUAAGCAUAGUACAAUCUUCGUAUCUUCCGCUUCUCGACGAUGUUGUCUUGUUUACUAGGAAGCGAUUUAAUUGCUAAUACUUUUGAUUUUUUGGAGGCUUACCGCAGAUUUUUAUUUAAAUUACCGUUAAAAAUUCGAGGUUUUUGAAGGUUCAUUUUCCAAUUUUUCUAAACUUUCAGCCGUGAAACUAGAAUACCUGAACCCGGCAUGCUCGGUAAAGGAUCGAAUUGGUUAUUCGAUGAUAAAGGCGGCCGAAGAAGCCGGAAAGAUUCGGCCCGGAGUUACAACCUUAAUCGAACCGACAAGUGGAAAUACUGGUAUUGCAUUGGCGUUUAUUGCAGCCGUAAAAGGAUACAAAUUGAUCAUAACAAUCCCAUCUUCGAUGAGUUUAGAAAGGGUACGCUUAUUUGUUUUUAAUUUUGUUGGUCUCUAGAAAAAGGACGCCGUUCUAGAAGUACGAGCUUAUAAUUAUCUGAAAAUUUCGAUGAACUCGUAUUAUGGAUUCUUUUUUUAUAGCCAAUAUAUUUUUGGCAGUUCAUCCGUUGCUGUUUGAUCGCUUAUAGUAUACUUACAAUUUAUUUUUAGAGAACUCUCCUUCGAGCUUAUGGAGCUGAACUUGUUCUUACCGAACCUUCAAAAGGGAUGAGUGGGGCUAUUGAAAGAGCUCAGGAAUUGGCUAAGAACAUCUCAGAUUCAUAUGUUCUUCAACAAGUAAGCAGUUAGCUUAAUUUUUUUACGCAAAUCGGGUAUUAAUAAAAAUUUGAUUGAAAAAUUUUUGUUUUAGUUUGAAAAUCCUGCAAACCCUCAGAUUCAUUAUGAAAGCACUGGCCCAGAAAUCUGGAAGCAAACACAUGGAAAAGUGGAUAUCUGCGCGUUCGGAGUUGGCACUGGUGGCACAAUUACGGGAGCAGGUACCUUUCUGAAGGAAAAGAACCCAAAUUUAAAGGUAGCUUGAAACUCUGCGAUUGCUUUGAUGAUUAUUUCAUAUAGUUAAAAUCUGUAUUUAGCUUUACGCUGUGGAGCCCGAAGAGUCAGCGAUAUUGAGUGGAAUGGCUCCAGGACCUCAUAAAAUACAAGGUAGGCGCACAUAAGGUUACUUCAUUAUUACGAGAAGUGAUGACUACUUUAAAAAUUUUCCAGGCAUCGGGACCGGAUUUAUUCCCACUGUACUCGAUCAGAAUAUUGUGGAUGGCGUCAUCACCGUUCAUUCGGACGAGGCCAUUAUUAUGGCCAGAAGAUUGGCGUUGGAAGAAGGGCUUUUAUGCGGAAUUUCAAGUGGAGCGAAUGUCUGUGCUGCUAUCCGAUUGGCCAAAUUACCCGAGAAUGAAGGGAAACUGAUUGUUACAGUACUUCCAAGCUUCGGAGAACGAUACUUGUAAGCAUUUAUAAGCUAUUAAUAGUCUAUAUUGUUUUUUACAACAUAGUAUUUUACAUUUUGAGGUCGUCGGCCUUAUAUGCGAGUAUCCGCGAUGAAGCCAUUGGAAUGUCCGUAGAAUCCCUCGAUGAAAACCUCGCACGUUUAAAGCUACACGAAUUCCCUGAAGUUGCUUAA